AUGUGUGUGUGAGAAAAUGGUUGGAGGGUUAUCAGUCUUCAGGGUGUGUUCAAUCCUAAUGGCUUUUCUUUUUGCAAUGUCUGCAUCUUUCCAGUUGAAUGAUCCUGAUUGGUACCUGUGGAUUCCUCUAUACUCGACUGCAACCAUUGUGAACUCGGUCAAUGGGGCGAGCAACCUGAUGGCAGUCAGAAAACUAGCAAAAUGUACAUUUUGGCUGGGGAUUAUAGUGUUCAUCAAACUAGGGAUUCUAGAUCUGCAGAAUGGGAUAGUUGGGCUAUGGUCAAUGGAUAUGAGGGAGAGGGCUGUGAGAGAGAAGCUAGGAAGUGGACUGGUUAUCAUCUCUAUGUGUUUACACCUAAGAAAGUCAACUCCAAAAAAUCUCGACUAUGGAAUGCUAACCUUGGUGGUGGUGAGCUAUGGGCUAUGUUCUGCUUUCUUUGUGCUCCACAGGAAGGAGAUGAAGUUUUGAUACUAUCUGCAGGUUGCACUGCAGAUCCUGUGUUCAUCAUCAGAUGUAAAAAUUUGUAAAAUU
Ipomoea triloba (trilobed morning glory) is the source of this 532-nucleotide messenger RNA. RefSeq names its product transmembrane protein 220. Lineage: Eukaryota; Viridiplantae; Streptophyta; Magnoliopsida; Solanales; Convolvulaceae. The record is from RefSeq and is a predicted model, not a curated record. Bases 17 to 469 code for a protein of 150 amino acids. The transcript is spliced from 3 exons.